CAGAGUGAGGUAGCCAGCAGUAAAUCAAGUUUUUAUCUAGCCAGUUCCCCUUUUCCUUGUUAUUUUUAAAAAUACUUCUUUGUGCUCUGCCCUUGAAGAGACUGUAAAAUUCUGCAGUUCAGUCUCUGAGGGCUUUACUGGUUUAUCAUCCUACUUAAAUGAAAUAAGCAGUGAUUCCUGCAUUUCUAUAGAAAACCUCAAGAUCGGGACCACUGUGGAAGACAUUUCCACUGAGGCACGUCCCUAACUUGAGAGAUGGGGAAUGAAUUCAAGAGAAUUGUUCUGCUGAAAGGACUUCAGCACAUCAGUGAUUAUCAUUUUAGCAUGAUUAAGUCUUUACUGGCUGCGGAGUUAAAACUGACUAGUAAAAUGCAAGAGGAAUACGACAGAGUUAAGAUUGCUGACUUGAUGGAAUUAAAGUUCCGAGGGCCUGCCUGUGUUGAAAAACUAAUAGUGUUGGUCAAAGACAUAGAAGAAAUUAAACACCUUGCUAAAACUCUUAGAAAUGAGAAGUCAAAAGUUAUAAGGAGAAGUAAAGCAAAAGAAGCAACUCCAGGGAAAAAAAGCAAGCAGGAUAAACCCAAACCUGACCAAUCUACAUCCACCACUGAAAAAGCUUUGGGACCUGAAUCAAUCAAGGAUACACCUGUGAAGAAAAAGAAAACCAUAAAAACUUGUGAAUCUAAGAAGAUGAAGCUAACAGAGGAGCAGAGUUGGCUUCCAGGACUGUCAGUGACCAGCACAGAGUCAAAGAGCCUUCCUCAGACUCCUCAAAUGCCUCCACCAACCUCAUCCAGCAGUUCCUUAACCAAGAAAAAAAAUGACAUAGCUACCAAUAUUAGUAACUUAAAAAAGAAGUUACAAUCGCAUAAACAGAGUCAGAUGCCAGGAACUUCAGCAACCAGCACGUGCCCAGCUCGCAGCGGUGGCCAGAUGAGUCCAGUACCCCCACCAACACCAUUCAGCAACUUCUCAAUCAAGGAAGAAGACGACACAUAUUUUUGGACCCAAAAACUGAAAGACACAACCACUGAAACUGUUGACUCCAAGAUGAAGCUAUCCCCGGCGCAGAGGCAGCUUCCACAACUUCCAACAUUCAGCAUAAUCCCAACUGGGGGCUGCCUCCAGACUCCUCAGAUGCUAUCACCAACCUCAUCCAGCAGUUCCUCAGCCAAGAAACCAAGAUUGAAGGCUGUACCUAAAGAAGCUUCCAGAGAGGAGGGCUUCCACAGGGACCCCAAAGAAGUGAUGGUGCUGAAAGCAACAGAACCAUUUACAUAUGAUGUCCGAGAUGGCGAGAAGAAGAUGUUUCAUGCCACAGUGGCUACUGAGAGCCAGUUCUUCCAUGUGAAGGUUUAUCAUGCCGCCCUGAAGGAGAAGUUCAUCCCAAAGAAAAUCAUUGCCAUAUCAGAUUAUCUUGGCCGCAAUGGGUUCCUGGAGGUGUUCAAUGCCUCAUGUGUGUCUGAUGUUGACCCUGACCGAAAGAUGGAGAUCUCUAAAAGCCUGAUUCAAAAGGCAAAUGCAACUCCUAAAAUCAGUCAUCUUUACAUGCAAGAUGUAGGAACAUUUGUGAAUGGGGUGUUUCUGGUGCAGAAGAAAUUGGUACGUAAUGAAUGCAUAUAUUAUGAAAUAAAAGAUAAUACAGGAGUGAUGGAAGUCCUUGUUUAUGGACAACGACUGACCGGAAUCAACUGUGAGGAAGGCGAUAGACUUAAACUCAUCUGCUUUGAAUUGGCAUUGAGUGGAGAUAAGAGGCAGCUGAGAUCCGUAAUUCACAGUUUCAUCAAGGUCACCAAGGCCAGGAAAAUCCAGGGAAAACCACUCGAUCCUGAUUUAUAUAUGGAAACCUUCUUCUAAGAACCUGGAUAUCAUCAAUAUUGAUGUUUGUGGAGCUAAGAUCUAAGCACAGCAAAAAAUGCAUAUAUAUAUAUAUAUACACACAUAUGUUGAAAUACAACUAUAUAUAUAUAUAUAUAUAUAUAUAUAUAUAUAUAUACACUAGCCAUUGAUUCUUCGGAAUCAGGUGUUUUAAUUUUUUAAAAAAUUUUGUAUAUCAUUUCAAUGCUUAAUUUUGCAUCUAUAAGUUUUAUAAUUUGGAAAAAAUAAUAAACAUGCUUUUUUUUGUUGUUUUUUUGUUUUUUUUCCUAAAGGCAUGCCUCCCUAAGAGUCUAAUUUAUUGGUUUGUUGCUUAAAAGUAAAUAGUCUGUGGCCCGCAAUUCAGACAGGGACACCUAAGCCCCAAGCAAUAUGUAAAUGUAUACUUUGGUUGUGAUCUUUACAGAAUAUAACUCUGGUUAAGAAUGAACAGGUUGAAAAAGCUGUGCCUGCUCAAAGAAACCCAGGAGGAGGGCAGACCAGCUGAAAUCCAGUCUCUGCUUCAAUUGCCAACCCCUGUCCUAUGGUGGAGUUGCUUUAGUCCAAAACAAUGAUAUCUUUUCAGAAUUGGUCUCCUGGAGGGGCCAUAAUUGGGUAAUUUGUGUACUAAAUAAGGCAGCAUCUCAUGAUUUGCAUGAAGUCGCUAACAUAUGUUGGAAGCAAUUCUAGCCCUGUCUGAUGUGAAAUAACUGGUUCACUUAAUGACUCAGAUACCAACAGCUCAGUAGCUCUCCAGCUAUACUUCCUGGUCUUCACGUGUAUGGAUCUUAUGAGGAAGUUUCUCCAGGAAAAGACUUCCACUAGGCAAACACUGAGGAGUGGUGAAUUUACUUUAGAGUACAAUGGCAGAGAGUAGAUAUCUUAACACUGAAAUUUACAGUGUAUUUUUUUAAGUUAUUUUAUUGAAGUAGAGUUGAUGUAUAAUGUGUUAAUUUCUGCCCUACAGGAAACUGAUUUAGUUAUAGAUAUUAAUGUAUUCUUUUUUUGUAUUCUGUUCCAUUGUGGUUUAUUACAAGAUAUUGAAUAGAGUUCCUUUGUAGUGUGUUUCUUGAUCACAUAUUUGGUACCUGGUGUUUUGCAGUUAUUUUGUGUCACUUAACAUUAUACUAGCUCUAGAGGGUUGACAGUGUUCUUCUUUUUACUCUCCUAAUAAGAAAAGUAAGGGACAGAAGGUAAGAUCCUGUUCCUAAUGAUUAGAACCAUUGCAUCUUAACAAGAAUUUCCUCCCUGCCACUUUAUUGUCAAUGCUUCCUCCAAUCCAGCUCCUGGCAACCACUGAUAUAGUUUCUUAACUAACACUUUUCACUUUUCCAGAGUUUCCUAAGUUGGAAGUUAGAGUGGAUAUAGCAUUUUGAGUCUGGCUCCUAUCACUUAGUAUAGCGCGUCUAGGAUUCAUCCAUGUAGUUGGGUGUAUCCGUUUAUUCCUUUUAUUGCUGUGUAGGAUUCAAUGUGGGGACCCAGAAAAGUUUGUUUAUUUGUUCUGCAAGUGCAGAACAAUUGGAUUGUUGACACUUUGGCAUAGUUACAAAUAAAACUGAUGUAAAUAUUCACAUGCAGAUUUGUGUGAGCCUGUAUUAUCAUUUCAGUGAAUAAAAAUCUUGGGGUGAGAUUGUUGAUUCAUGUGGUAAAUGUAUUUCAAAUAUAUAAGAAAUUGCCAAACUGUUUCCUAAGGUGAGUGUAGCAUUUUUCAUUCCCCUGAGCAAUGUGUGAGAGUUUCAGUUGCUCUGUGUCCAGCUCCGAGUUUAGCAUUGUAGGUGCAUGUUUAUUUAAAAAAACAAGUGUCCAAGCCUUUUGCAAAGUAGUGUACCGCUUAACAU
Messenger RNA from Hippopotamus amphibius kiboko, 3692 nucleotides. Its product is annotated as gamma-interferon-inducible protein 16-like. Gene Ontology annotation, molecular function: double-stranded DNA binding. The coding region runs from base 256 to 1857 and encodes 533 amino acids. Lineage: Eukaryota; Metazoa; Chordata; Mammalia; Artiodactyla; Hippopotamidae. Gene Ontology annotation, biological process: cellular response to interferon-beta; activation of innate immune response. The transcript has 9 exons. The record is from RefSeq and is a predicted model, not a curated record.